Messenger RNA from Carya illinoinensis, 1917 nucleotides. RefSeq names its product receptor-like protein 56. Bases 1 to 1917 code for a protein of 638 amino acids. The record is from RefSeq and is a predicted model, not a curated record. The transcript is spliced from 8 exons. NCBI's taxonomy places the organism in Eukaryota, Viridiplantae, Streptophyta, Magnoliopsida, Fagales, Juglandaceae. Gene Ontology annotation, molecular function: protein binding.
AUGGUACACUCCCAAAUCAAGGCAAGUUUCGAAAGGCUAGAGGUACUGAAAAACUUGGAGACAUUGAUCCUCGAUGAUAAUUGGUUUGAUGACAGCAUCAUACCAUCUCUAAGUAACCUUACAUCUCUUGUGACAUUAAGUCUUGAAUAUAUUCUUUUGGGAUAUGAACAAGUAAAGGCCGUUGAAGGUUGGAAAUUGUUUUCAAGAUUGGAGAAGUUGGAGAUAUUAGAUCUUAGUGUCAAUUAUCUCAACGACACUAGUUUUCUUCAAUCAAUUGCUGCAAUCAAAUCCCUUAAGAAUCUUAAUCUUGCUUACAAUGAUUUGACAGGAUCCUUUCCAAUCGAAGAGCUAGCAAAUUUAAGCAAAUUGGAGGUCCUUAUCUUGGCAAGAAAUUAUUUUGGUGGACGACUAGCAACCCAAGGUCAAUUUUGUGCAUUGAAGAAGCUUGAAGUGUUAGAUCUAUCUUACAAUUACUUUGAGGGGAUCCUACCUCCAUGCAUAAACAAUAUGACAUCUCUUAUGGUGUUAGAUAUUUCUGUUAACCAAUUCAGUGGAAAUGCUUCAUCAUCAUAUGUAGAAGCCAGCAGAACAAGUCUUGAGUACAUUGCUUUUAGUUAUAACCAGUUUGCGAGUGUAUUCUCAUUCAACUUAUUUUCCAAUUACUCUAAGCUUGAGGUUCUUAGAUUCAAUGGCCAAAACAAUAAAGUUGAAAUAGAAACUGAAGGUUCUAUGGGUUGGUACCCUUUGUUUCAGCUGAAGAUCAUUGAAUUGUCUAAUUGUAGUCUGAACAAGCUCACCCGCAGUAUUCUGAAAUUUCUUCUUGUCCAACAUGAACUUGAUAUAGUUGAUCUUUCUCACAGCAGGGUCCCAAGAGGAUUAGAUACAGGUUGCCCCUCUUUGAGGAUUUUGAACCUUGCUAAUAACAGCUUCAAUGGUGCAAUUUUUGUUGGGACAAACCAGGAAAUUCUACAAAUGAAUGAUAAUCAAUUCACAAGAUCAAUACCGAAAGUUCUUUUCAAUUCCUCAUCUCUUUUGACAUUGGAUAUUGGAGAUAACAAAUUUACAGGCAGCAUCUCUAUUGAAAUCAAACAACUUCAAGACCUAAGAGUACUUUUGUUGAGUGGCAAUCGUUUCACUGGUAUAAUUCUGAAUCAGUUGUGUUUGCUAAGAAUGAUAAGCAUAAUGGAUCUUUCCAAGAAUGCUUUUUCUGGGACCGUACCACAAUGCCUCUAUGACAUAAAUUUUGGGAAGAUAAAGGCACCAAGUUUUGACUAUUUUAGUGGAAAAGUUUAUUCUAUCAAACGCCCUUUGGGAUUAGCUUAUACAUAUAAAGGUUUCUCGAACAAGGAUGCUGAUGUGCCCUCAUAUGUUAAAAAUGUUGAUAUAGAAGUAGAGAUCAAGUUUGUAAUCAAAUAUAGGCCUAGUUCUUACAAGGUUUCUAUCCUUGGUUACAUGUCUGGACUGGAUUUCUCAUGCAACAACCUAAUAGGUGGCAUCCCAUCUACGUUAGGCCAAAUAUCUUCAUUGCAUGCACUGAACUUAUCUUAUAAUCAGUUGAUUGGUAACAUUCCAAUAACAUUCUCGAAAUUGGCUCUCUUGGAAAGUUUAGACCUCUCUCAUAAUAGUUUGAGUGGAGAGAUUCCUUCAGCAUUGAUUGAUCUAACCUUUCUUGAGGUUUUCAAUGUGGCCUACAACAACCUAUCAGGUAAAGUUCCAGAUAUGAAAGCACAAUUUGGAACAUUUGAGAAAAGAAGCUAUGAAGGAAACCUACAUCUUUGUGGACCACCAUCAGAUAAAAGUUGCACCAAAGUAAAUGAGUCAUAUGCAACACCAAGACAGUCUUCAAAUGCUAGUGACAACAAAUGGUAUAAAGUAGAUCCUGUAGUCUUUCAUACAAGCUUCUCGUUAUUGGGUUGA